AUGAAGGGCAGGGCCCAACUGUUCAAAGAGAUCCCUGCAAGAGCUCUCAAGGAGAGAAGAACGACCCAACAGGAAUCAGCGCAGCCUCGUGCCGAAGAGGUGCCCGAAUCCGACUCGGACGAUGGAUCUAUGGAGUAUCAACCCUCUGCAAAGAGGCCUCAUAAAUCUGCCCCCCUCCCAUCGAAGCGGCGCAGAGGUGACUUCAACAAAACGAUAUCCUCGCCCUCGAUGGAAGGAUCAGCAGGACCGUCAACUCAUCAAGCUGUCCAAUCUGGAGUGGAUGAUCAGAAUGUGGCGAACAGCCGAUUUCUGCAAAUCAUGCAAAAUAUCCCGGAGAAAGCGGUGGCCAGCGUGGACGACAGCUUGCCAGCUGCUUGGAAGGAUGUUCCUGACGUGGGCCAGACAGAUGAGGGCUCGGAAAGCCUGCGCCUUGCGGCGAUGAGACACAAGGCCUUUAUGCUUGCAAGGAGGGCCAGCGUACAGGGUGAAUAA
Molecule: messenger RNA, 492 nt
Organism: Schizophyllum commune H4-8
Lineage: Eukaryota; Fungi; Basidiomycota; Agaricomycetes; Agaricales; Schizophyllaceae
Exons: 2
Coding region: 1-492 (163 amino acids)
Source: RefSeq, a predicted model, not a curated record